AUAAGAAAGAAGGGAGAGAGCCACCGUUUUUAGUGAGAAAGAAGAGAAGAGAGAAAAACGCAAGUUUUUCUCAUCAUGCCCAAAUUUCAUCAAAGGUCUGAUCCCACUUCGUCUGUGGUCCGAUUGAGUUGAAAUUUGGAGGAGAGUUUCGUGACUCAUUUAUCUUCAAUCUGAACGGUGAAGAUCGGAUUUGGAGUUUCGGAAAGUCAUUAGAAAGAAAGAGGAGAAGAGAGAAAAACGUAGGUUUUUCUCAUCAUGCCCAGAUUUCAUCAAAUGUCCGAUCCCGCUUCGUCCGUGGUCCGAUCGAGUUGAAAUUUGAAGGAGAGGUUCGUGGCUCAUGUAUCUUCAAUAUUAACGGUGGAGAUCGGAUUUGGAGUUUCGGACAGUCAUUAGAGAGAAAGAGGAGAAGAGAGAAAAACAGCGGUUUUUUACAUCAUGCCCAGAUUUCAUCAAAGGUCCGAUGCCGCUCUGUUCAUGGUCUGAUUGAGCUGAAAUUUGGAGGAGAGGUUCAUAAGUCAUUAAUCUUAAAUUUGAACGGUGAAGAUCGGAUCUAGAGUUUUGUAAAGUCAUCUUUCAGCCAAAAACAAAACCUUUAUUUUGGUGGGCUUUUUUCAGCCAAAGAUGGCGCUUCCUGAAAGAAGCGUCAUCUGUUAGCUUUCUUGACGCUUAAAAAACGUCAUUGUUUCCCAUUUUUCUUGUAGUGACAGUUCCCUUUCCCUUCUCUCUUCACCAUGAUCUCUAUUUUCUUCAUUCUAUUAAUGAUCCCUUCUGCAACUUCAUUAGACUUCAACUUCACCAGUUUCAGUCCCUAUAAUGAUAACAUAACCUAUGAGGGAUCUGCUUAUCCCAGAAACCAAAUCAUCCAACUAACACAAGCUCAAUCAGCGAGCAUCGGUUGGGCCACAUAUGUUCAACCCUUGCACCUAUGGGACAAGGCCUCAAGAAAUCUCACCGACUUCACCACCCAUUUCUCCUUCGUCAUAGACACACAGAACAGGUCUGGUAGUCAUGGUGAUGGGAUUGCCUUCUUCCUUGUGCCUGCUGAUUCACAGAAGCCUAAUGUCACAAAGGGUGGGGGUCUUGGUCUUGCAAGUGACACCCAGCCACUGAACACAACUGCGAAUCAUUUUGUUGCGGUGGAAUUCGAUAUUUAUAAGAACCGUUGGGAUCCAAACGACACCCAUGCAGGUAUUGACAUCAACUCUAUGCAAUCAAUCCGUAAUGUGACAUGGUGGAAUAGUAUUAUAAAUGGGACGAAAAAUGAUGCAUGGAUCAGUUAUAACUCUAGUUCUAAAAAUCUAAGUGUCGUCUUCACUGGUUUUAGGGAUGAUAGUACUAUUCUGCAGGAUAACCUUUAUUAUGAAGUUGAUCUGAGGCUUUACCUCCCAGAAUGGGUUAGUUUUGGCUUCUCAGGUGCAACAGGAAAUGCAUCAGCCAUACAUGCCAUUUAUUCAUGGAGUUUCAGCUCAAGUUUACAGACUGAUGAAAAUAAAACAAAUCCAACAUCGCCAGAAGGAGAAACGCCAACUUCCAAUCCCAACUCUAAUCCUUCAAGAAAAAUCAAGGUUAAACUAGUGGUGGGAUUGACUGUCGGUGGAUGUGCUUUCAUUGGUGGUUUGAGUUUGGUUUUGUUUUUGUUCUUGAAAAGUAGAAGGGGAAAAGUUGAUCAUCCAGUCAUUGAUCAGCUAUCCAUGGAGGAUGACUUUGAAAAAGGUACUGGACCCAAGAAGUUUCGGUACAAUGAAUUGGCUAGUUCAACCAAUAACUUUGCAGAGGAAGGGAAGCUUGGAGAAGGAGGGUUUGGAGGGGUUUACAAAGGUUUCUUGAAGGAAUUGGACUCUUAUAUUGCUGUUAAGAGGGUAUCAAGUGGGUCUAAACAAGGGAUAAAGGAGUAUGCAUCAGAAGUAAAGAUCAUUAGUCGAUUGAGACAUAGGAACUUGGUCCAACUGAUUGGUUGGUGCCAUGAGAAAAGAGACCUACUACUUGUUUAUGAGUUCAUGCCCAAUGGCAGCUUAGAGUCUCAUCUUUUUAGUGAAAGAAGCUUGCUGACCUGGGAGAUGAGGUACAAAAUCGCUCAAGGGUUGGCAUCAGCAUUGCUUUAUCUUCAUGAAGGAUGGGAGCAAUGUGUACUGCACAGGGAUAUAAAAUCUAGCAACAUCAUGCUGGAUUCAGGUUUUAACGCUAAACUUGGGGAUUUUGGGCUAGCUAGGCUUGUUGACCACGGAAAGGGAUCACAAACCACAGUUUUAGCUGGAACCAUGGGCUACAUGGCUCCAGAAUGUGCCACAACAGGCAAGGCCAGCAAGCAGUCUGAUAUCUACAGCUUUGGGGUGGUUGCUUUAGAAAUAGCCUGUGGAAGAAAACCCAUUAACCUAAAGGCCAAAGAAGAUCAAAUAAUGAUGCUGGAAUGGGUCUGGGAUCUCUAUGGGAAAGGAAAUAUUUUAGAGGCAGCCGAUCCUAGGCUAUGUGCAGAAUUUGAUGCGCAACAGAUGCAAUGUUUGAUGACUGUUGGGCUUUGGUGUGCUCACCCAGAUGGAAAUCUCCGGCCUUCAGUAAGGGAAGUAAUUCAUGUCCUUAAUUUUGAAGCGCCAUUGCCCAUUCUCCCUCCAAAGAUGCCCGUCCCAACGUACUCUAUCCCUGGAGCGAUGUCUGCAAUCUUGCUUCCAGCCUCAUCCAGUACCACCGCUUCUGAGAGAAGUCAAACCCAGCUUUCCAGCUAUUGUACAGAUUCAUCAAAGAUAACAACACCUUCUGCAGCUUCUUCUCCAUCUGCGACACUUAUUUCUGUAACACGUUAAGUUGGUGUAGAGUGCAUUUGGUAGUUUCUUUUCUUUGUGUAUUAUAUGUUUAUUACAUCUAAUUAUAAGUCGAUGUAUAAGCUUUGGAUAUACAUCGCCACACCUCAGAAUGCCUAUCAGUAGUUCCUUUGUAUCUUUUACGUACUCACCAAGAAAAUUCAGCCUUAAUUUUUUA
This is a messenger RNA of Vitis riparia (riverbank grape), 2973 nucleotides long. Its product is annotated as L-type lectin-domain containing receptor kinase IX.1-like. Bases 732 to 2798 code for a protein of 688 amino acids. Gene Ontology annotation, biological process: protein phosphorylation. NCBI's taxonomy places the organism in Eukaryota, Viridiplantae, Streptophyta, Magnoliopsida, Vitales, Vitaceae. Gene Ontology annotation, cellular component: plasma membrane. The record is from RefSeq and is a predicted model, not a curated record. The transcript has a single exon. Gene Ontology annotation, molecular function: carbohydrate binding; ATP binding; protein kinase activity.